AAACAAUUUCAGAGCAUUUAACAUCCGAAAGUCAGAAAUCCGGGGUCUAAUAUCUCCCUGGUAUUUGGGUGCUGGGAGGACGUUGUUCCUCUGACUCUGGGCUUUAUGUAUACGAAGCCAGGGAAGUUUUAGAAGAUUAGUUUCCUAUCUAAUUAAAAACAAAAAAAACCCAAAAAACUCUGGGCCGAAGGGAUGGAAACUCAUAUGGUCGUUUCAAGUUCCCUUCGAGGCUUGACUGACGGUUUCUAUUCCCCCCUCUCCAAGGAGGUCCUAGAUUCCCAAGAGACUCUCCGGUCUAGCCUCUGGGUGACACUGACGCUUCUGCCCGUCACAGCUCUAGGGCAACAGGCCCCUCAGCAAACACCCCUCCCUUCCACCUUGGCUGCCUCAGCAACACUUAGGAGGGCCUGGGAAUCGCUUAGCUGAUCCUCUGGAGGCCGCGCCUACUCCUGCCCCGCCCCGAAUCCUCACGCGCGGAGUGGGGGCGUGGCUUCGCGCGCUCCGUGCUGCUGGCAGGUGAGCGUGGACUGAGGCUGAACGAAGCGCCAGCGUUGACUCUGCCCUGGGACCCGCCCCCCCAGCUGCCUCGGGUCUCCAUCCCUCUUCAAAGAUGCCCCCGCUGCUGCUGCUGCUGCUGCUUCUGUGGCUGUGGGCCCUGCCCCUCCGCAGGGCAGAGACAGACUCUCAGGAGCAGACGACCAGGGAACUGUACCGGCGCUGGGAACGCUACCGCCGGGAGUGCCAAGAGACCCUGGAGGCCGCAGACCCUCCCUCAGGCCUGGCCUGUAACGGGUCCUUUGAUAUGUACGUCUGCUGGGACUACACGGAAGCCAACACUACGGCUCGAGCGUCCUGCCCCUGGUAUCUGCCCUGGUACCGCCACGUGUUUGCAGGCUUUGUCUUCCGCCAGUGUGGCAGCGAUGGCCAGUGGGGGCCUUGGAGAGACCACACCCAGUGUGAGAAUCCGGAGAGGAAUGGGGCGUUUCAGGACCAAAGGCUGAUCCUGGAGCGUCUGCAGGUCGUGUAUACAGUCGGCUACUCCCUGUCCCUGGCCACUCUGUUGCUAGCCUUGCUCAUCUUAAGUUUGUUCAGGCGGUUGCACUGCACUCGUAAUUACAUUCACAUGAACCUGUUCAUAUCCUUCAUGCUGCGAGCAGCCGCCAUCCUCACCAGAGACCGGCUGCUGCCUCCACUGGGCCCCUACACUGGGGACCAGACUCCUACCCUGUGGAACCAGGUAGUCCAUCUCCUCCUUCCUGGUGGGACCAGUAGGUUUCCCAUCUAUUUCCAUAUCUUUCCUCAUCACUAUGUACUGAGGGCAUGGGGACAGGAUGGGGAGAAGAAACCCAAAGGGGAAUUUGGAAGAAACCAAUUUGUUCCCAGAGACUGGGGAU
This is a messenger RNA of Psammomys obesus (fat sand rat), 1394 nucleotides long. RefSeq names its product gastric inhibitory polypeptide receptor-like. The annotation marks the transcript as partial. The record is from RefSeq and is a predicted model, not a curated record. Gene Ontology annotation, cellular component: plasma membrane. The transcript is spliced from 6 exons. Gene Ontology annotation, molecular function: gastric inhibitory peptide receptor activity; G protein-coupled peptide receptor activity; peptide hormone binding. Gene Ontology annotation, biological process: adenylate cyclase-modulating G protein-coupled receptor signaling pathway; cell surface receptor signaling pathway. NCBI's taxonomy places the organism in Eukaryota, Metazoa, Chordata, Mammalia, Rodentia, Muridae.